CACGUGCUGUACCUUCUACUUCUUCUUCACGCCGACUCCUCUGUUUCAGCUGCGCAGUUUCUCCCCGCCUCUCUCUCCCGUUCUGUGCUGCCACCACCGUCGCGGACACGCCGCUGCAGCCCCUAGCAAGUUUGCGCCGACUUCUCACUCUCUCGUUGUUACUGCUUGUAGGAGUUAUUUUGGUCGACCGAACGGCCUCAACUUAUUUAUAUUUGUGAAGUAGCUUCAGCCCCUACAAUGGUGGCGAAGAGCCAGGAAAACCGUCAACCCAAAAACAGGAGGCAAAUUUCAGGCAACAAGAGUUCCUCGCAUGGUUCCGCUUCGAAGAAACCGAAGUUCGUAAAUGACAAGCCCUCGAAGUCCCAUGGCCUGGGAACUGUUGGUAAACCCUUCAAAUCGAAGGUUGAAAAAUCAGAAGCUAAAAAGGAGCCAAUUACGAAGCGAGAACAUCGCCUCCAAGCUAAGGAACUUGCAGAGGCUAGGAAGAAGAAAAGGAAACGACAUUAUGAUUUGGAACAUGAGCUCGCACAUCUAUGGGAGAAAAUGAGGGUUCGAAAUAUCACCAAAGAAGAUAGAUCCAAAUGGGUAAGUAAAGCAUUAGAAAACAUGAAGGGGAAGAUCCCUGAAAUUGCAGGUUCCCAUGUGUCGUCUCGUGUGCUUCAGACUUGUGUUAAACACUGCACAGAUGCCGAGAGAGAGGCAGUGUUUGAGGAACUUAAGCCUCAUUUUCUCACUCUUGCUUGCAACACUUACGCAGUUCAUCUAGUGAAGAAAAUGUUAGAUAAUGCCUCGAAAAAGCAGCUGGCUGGGUUUAUCUCCUCUCUACAUGGCCAUGUAGCUUCUCUUCUUCGUCACAUGGUUGGAUCUUUAGUUGUUGAACAUGCAUACCAUUUAGCGAAUGCAGCUCAGAAACAAACACUUCUAUUGGAACUUUAUUCGGUGGAACUCCAGCUAUUUAAGGAUCUCGUCUCGAUGAAAGAAAGCAGGCUAGUGGAUGUAAUUUCAAAAUUGGACAUUAAAAAAGCUUCGGUCUCGCGACACAUGACAUCAGUAAUUCAACCUAUUUUGGAAAAGGGGAUAGUUGACCACUCUAUUAUACAUAGGGUUCUGAUGGAAUACUUUACCAUUGCUGAUAAGACAUCUGCCGCAGAUGUAAUCCAACAUUUGUCCAGUUCACUUCUUGUUCGAAUGAUUCACACUAAAGAUGGAUCAAGGAUCGGUGUACUUUGCAUAAAACAUGGGAGUGCAAAGGAAAGAAAGAAAAUCGUCAAGGGAAUGAAAGGCCAUGUGAAGAAGAUAGCACACGAACAAUAUGCGGUUAUGGUUCUUGUGUCCAUUAUCUCGGUUGUCGAUGAUACAAAGCUGAUUAGGAAGAUUAUUAUUAACGAGCUCGAGAAAGAUUUGAAGGAGCUUAUUUUGGAUAAGAAUGGAAGACGUGUAGUACUGCAACUACUGCGUCCCAAUUGUUCGCGCUACUUCAGUCCCGAUGAUCUUGCUUCUUUAAAUUUAUCAAUACCUUCUCUUUGCAACAAGUCCGAGUCAGGAGUCGAUAGAGCAGAAGAGAAGGCUGAUAGUGACAUGGGCGAAACGGAAGGUGAGGAGGUUGAUGGAGGUGAGGUUUCUGCCGAGGGCUCUGAAGCUGUAGAGGGUGGUAAAAAAGAUCCUCUUAUCCGAAGACAUGAGUUGUUGGUGGAUAGCGGGCUUGCCGAGAAGCUUGUUGAUGUAUGCGUCAACAAUGCUGGGGAAAUACUAAGGUCAAAUUUCGGCCGAGAAGUAAUGUACGAGGUUACGACGGGGGGUGCCGAUGACGUUCUUCAAUCGAAAUUGGGAGAAAAGCUGAGUGGUUUGUAUGAAGCUAUAGCUUCACUUGCAGCAGAGCCUAAAUCUGAAGACGCAGCCGCAGGCGAUGAGCAUGUCCUUGAAAAUUUCCACUCUAGUAGGACAAUAAGAAAGCUUAUCUUGGACUGCCCUGCCUUUGCCCUCACUUUGUGGACCACAGCACUUGAAGGGAAAUCCAAAUUGUGGGCUCAAGGUCACAGUUGUAAGAUUGUCCAAGCUUUCCUGGAAUCCACGGACUCAAAGGUACGUGAAAUUUCAAGAGUAGAGUUACAGUCCUUGAUUGACGAAGGGUUACUCAAAAUCCCAGACACCAAGCAGUCUGCCGACAAAAGCUGAAUACCCAAUUUUGUGGAUGAAAGGAAACUGCGCAUCCUUGAGGUACUGUACUCUUAAACUACGGCAUAUCUGUUGACUUGCUUCUUUUUUCAUUUUUUUCUUCUCUUUUCUGUCUGGUCGUCGGGUCUAAGUUUUGAGGUAUAGAAAUUUACCAUGCAAGUAGACCCUGUUCUCUUAAAAACGAUUAUAUAUUUAAAGUUAUUAGCCUGAUUAAACGUUUUGCCUUAUGGCUUCAA
Messenger RNA from Cucurbita moschata (crookneck pumpkin), 2411 nucleotides. RefSeq names its product pumilio homolog 24. Gene Ontology annotation, molecular function: mRNA binding. The record is from RefSeq and is a predicted model, not a curated record. NCBI's taxonomy places the organism in Eukaryota, Viridiplantae, Streptophyta, Magnoliopsida, Cucurbitales, Cucurbitaceae. The transcript has 18 exons. The coding region runs from base 238 to 2175 and encodes 645 amino acids. Gene Ontology annotation, biological process: regulation of translation. Gene Ontology annotation, cellular component: nucleolus.